GACUUCCGUAAAAUUUAGGCACAACCUUCCUCAUUGAAGCAUCAGCGAAGGUCUGAUAAGAUGGUGUCUUUCCGUGAUUAUGAAAUUUACUUACUCUUUCUUCUGCUAGUAAAGUUUCACGGGUCAGGUAAUUGUGAAAUUUAUUCUCCUGCAAAGGAUGUUACAGUGUUUUUUACCAAGUACUAUUUAAAGCUUAGAAACCGAAAACGCCGACCCUUAAUUUCUGAACGUGAUGUUUGUCAAAUGAUUGUUGUAUUUUAACUUUAAGAUAUGAUGUUGGGAUUUCAAUGACGUGUUAAAUGAAGUCUGAAUAACUAUGAAACGAUAGAAAUCAAGAACAGAGGAUAUUAUGCUUCAAGUGUAACAAUACCAUACGUUCAGGAUAUAACAUCAACAUGGAAACUUAGAAGUGCAAUAUAAUAUUGAUUAGUGUGAGUCGUGUUCUUAGCCAUGAUAAAAGUUACUGCUUUGUCAGUUGGCUUUCCAAUUCAAACAAGAUGGCUAUGGAAACCCAGGAAAGAGUUAUCCAUCACUCAUCAUAGGAAAGAGUUGUUAACAAUUUCUCCACUCAUUAUUAGUUCAAAAAAUGACCUCAGCAAGAAUAAUUACUGUUAGUUAAGUUGAAUGUGAUUUUUUCUCCAGGUAGCAAUCAUGUAAAGAAACUACAUAAUGCACUUGGUUGGAUAAUUGAGCUUUUCUUUGCUCAAUUACCAACAUGUAUGAAUUGUCUAUUGAAUUGACCAGUUUUUAGCUUUAUACACAUACGGUUGUGGUAUCCCACAGUAUUAGCCAUGGACUUCUUAUUUUUGUUUUAUAUUUAGAAAAAGGUGAAGUUUUACUAAGACCAAAGUUUUUGAAAUGUGUGUAUAUACAUGUCGGCUUAUAAUAUACAUACUGAGAUUUACUCCAAGCUAAAUUUGAAAAAAAAAUUGAUUUGUAAUGAACUGCACAAAUUCUGAUAGGUUACAUGGGUUUCCUCACAAGUGAGAAAUGAGCAUCUGACCAAUCACAAGUCAUAGAUGAAAUUUUUGAGCAGUAAAAAUAAUAGUAUGGGAUUUUUUGCCUUUGUGGUGUGGGGGCUUGCCAAAGUGAAUGAAAGUGAAUGAAAGUGAACGCCAGCAAUGUUUGCUGGGUGUAUACAGCUGUAGAAUCAUGACUUCAAAGUUAAAAACAAGAAGUCAGCUGUUGGUGUAAACAAGUUAAAUUCAUUUAUGAAGAUAACGUCAGAGAAAGCUGGAUUUCAUGAAAAUUGGUGAAAAUCUCUCUGAUUUCACCUUAUGUAAACUGAUCACAAUCUUUGUCAAAAUCUUUGCUUGAUCAAUUCCUGACAUUCAAAAUCUGAGGAACUAAAGUACAAUCAUCUCCAAAAUGGCACAAAAGACUUAAAUUUCAAGAUUCUGACCCUGAUUAAAGAAAGCAUUACACUCCACACAUGACAUGAUUGAUCAUUGCAUUGUUGUUUUUGCUGUUGUUGUUGUUUUAACUUGUGUUAUGUGAUGACUUCAAUGAUUAAAUACCAUUAGUAUAAUUGCUGAGGUGAUUAUAGAGAUGCACAUGCUCUUAUUGGUCAAGGAUUGCAUCAUACCUUGCUAUAAUCACCAUGUGUGGGUGAUAACAGCAAGAGCACUAAAUUUCAUAAUAGCUGCCUUGCAUUUUGUCAAAUGUCUGUGAGGAAGUGAUAAAAGCAAUAGUAGACAAUUAAACUGUGAAGAGCAUGAAAGAUAUUAAAUGAUUAGCAGAACACUUAAUUAAACAAAGGGAUGAAUUUUUUGCUGAUUGAAUGCAAAACGCCUCUUAAAACUGCUGGCUCAUCUUGAUACAGGUAAUCAACACAACUGUAACAAAAUCUGGGCAAUGCUUUCUUUAUUUACAGAAUUUAUAACAGAAUUUGAAAGCACCUGAGCAAUUACUGUAUACUUAAACAAUUAUUUGUUGAGGGUGAAGGGAAGAUCAAUAAACAAUAAUCACUUCACCUUUGGCCAAUAUUUCUUAAUUUUUAUUCAUUAUAAUUUAUGUUAUUUUACCUUGCUAAAUAUACCUUUGUUAUACACACUGUAGAACAGGGCAGAAAUAGGGAAAGAAGUGAUGUGUGUGGUCCAAUUUUCCAAUUUUAGGCAUGAUUUUUUUCAGCAGUGAACUUUAAAGCCAAUAAGAAUUUUGUCUUAGUCAUCAAGAACUCUUAAAUGGUUUCUUUAAUUUCUGUUGUUUUCUUCUUUCAUUUACAUCUUAUUUGAUGGGUAGGAUGCUCAGAUAAGACCAUAUAAGUUUUCAAAAAAUAGAAGCCAAAAGACUAGAAAGUGAAAUGAGAGGAAAAAUGAAUCCCUCAUUCAAUGGUUUAACAUUCAUUAAUAAUAUGUGUGGACACUUCCACUUUCCAUUUUCCACCUUGAUAAGUUCUUCCUCAAAAAAUUUCUUCAUGCAUACCACUGACUUAAAAAUUUUGGAAAUUCACCACAGUACACAGUUUGGAAAAUUAAAGAAAGUGGAACUGUCAAAAAUUAUUAUCAAAAGACACAAAUAGUUGCACAAUACUGUUAUUGAACCUUAUUUUUGUGCAAAUGAAAGUAUAUUUCGAGCUGAAUGACAUCAGUGAAUACCAAUGUAGGGCAUAUUUACACUUAUUGUUGUUACUGCUUACACCAAAAGUUUCUCCGUGGUGGACUCUGUUUAAGCUUUUCUUCCUAAAUGAUAUCCUCACAAUAUUAUGUUUAUGGUUGUCUAUUUUAGGGGGUACGAAUGUGUAUUUCACCCAGGAACCUUCUAAUCCAAGCUACUUUAACAUUGGUAGUGAUGCCAACCUGGUGUGGGACUACGCUGAUCCACAUAAUGAGAUUCAGUUCAUUGUCUAUAGUGUGGUGGUAGAUAAUAAAUUUGCCAAAUUGAUACUUAAUGACAGUCAAGGUGUCAGAGAAAAUCCUAAAAUUCCUUCACUUUACAAAGGAAGAGUUGAAAUUAAAGGAAGAGCUACCCUGGUUAUCAAGAACAUCAACCCCAGAGACAAUAGCAAAUUUAAAUGUGAAAUGCGGGCAGGCUCACCAGGGACAGUUGAAAGUGCAAUUCAGCUUAUUGUGGCAGGUACAUAUUACAAACAUAACCAUUAAUAAUAAAAAAAAAUCAAAUGCAUUCAAUUCAUGUCUCUCAUAUUUCUGAGAUAUGGAGAAAGUAAACAAUAGCAUAUAUUUGUGCAAAACAUUUAUAUGCAGGGCUGAAAGUAGUUAGCUAACCCAACUUUUGGGAACAAUAUUGGUACUUUUACUCGGCAUGUGACACAACACUCCUAAAAGGAGAAAGUAAACUCUACCAUUUACUAUGUUGUUUCUCAUUGAUAAGAAAUCAAAGAGUAAUUGCUUUAGGGCCUGCUCACAUGGAGGUGGGAGACCCCGAGUAGAUGAGGUAACCUGCCUAGGUGGGUAACCCGCCUGUCCAUAUAAUUUCUUAUUUUAUUUUGAUCACGUUUACGUGAUAGGUGGGGAUGCCUCUGCUCAAACUUCUUAAUUGCCAGCGCAACAACAACCUAAAGAAACCUCACCCCAGCACCCCGGGGUUGUAAGAUUGCAUGUAAACGCGUUUAUUUUUCAAGGCAGCGGGUUACCUUAACUACCUGGGGUCCCCCACCUUCAUAUAAACAGGCCUUUAUUCUUCUGGCACUAACCACUGGGUUGCUCUGUUAUGUAUAGAUAACUAUUAUUAAUAUGAAUACUGAGAAUUUCUCUUAGCAAAGCUAUCAAUUAAAAAUGGUCAGUCAAAACUAGAAACAAUCCGACGAGUUCUAUGAUUUUGCUAAAUCAGUGUAGGAGAAUAUUACAUGACCAAUCACAGGCAGUAUGUGAAAUUAAUUUGGUGUGAAAAAAAUGGCAUUGCUUUUCAAGCCUUUUAAAGGGACUUGCCAAAGGGAAUGAAAGAUGGCUUCACGCCUUUCUCUGCUUUCUGAGGAUUAUGAUCUUCAAGGUUUACAGAUGUAAAUUUAGUCAACAGAACAGUGACUUCCUCAAGUAAGUUCUGAGAUUAAGGAGCAAGUCGAGACUUGGAUUUGAUUUAUGUGCUGGAGCAAAAUUUUUAAAGUUAUGCAUGGAAGCAACAAACCAACAAAGUCUAUGAUCCAAGCUCUCUAUGCUCUUUGAAAGACGUUGAGCAUGCAAACAGAGAAUAAUUCAAUGAUGAUCAACUUGGCCAGGUGGGAAUGCUGCUCCUAGCAGACUGUUAGUCAUGGAUGUCAGUUCAACAGCUCUAAUUUUAUUGCUGACUUUGGUUGCUCCACUGAGAAACUGGCUGAGUUCCGCAAAGAGCUCCAAGGGACUAAAAGUGUUCCAUUUCAAUUUAGAGUAUGAAAAAUUUUUAGCUUAUGCAACCUAAACUUUUCAAGAAAUUUUCGUGUAUGAAACAGAAGCGUAGUGUUCUUUUAACAGACUCUUUAAUCUUCUCUCUGAGUGUUUUAACUUUCAUUUUCGAACACAGUAUCUUAGAUGUCCUAACAACCUUAAGAUCAUAGAAACAAGUGUGAUAUUAAGUAUGCAACUUCUUGGUCAUUUAACUGUGCUUCAAAAUUGAAAACAUUUGUGAUAUCUCAACGCUCAAAAAAAACCUAUUUAAAAACCUUUGCACGAAUUGAGUCCGACUGCACAUCGAGAGCAGGUCUCAGUUCUUGAAUAAAAAACAUUUCAUAAAGUUGGCUGUCAAAUUUAUUCGUACUCUUCUUUAAACAUCGUCUAUCGGUCGUGAGCACGGUUUUAAUGGUCAGCGAUUUGAAGCAUUUGAUUUAUAAGGUUGAAACUAAAUACAAAUGUUACGCGCGACAUUUCAGGAAAUGCUGCUUUCAUAAGAGCAGUUUUGCUUCGUUCGUACUUUUUAUUCGCGCAUAGCGUUAUGUGAUAAUGAUAAUGAUCGUCAUGACAAAUGGCUAAACUACCAAAAAUUCACAAAGCCAAGAGACCGAAUACAACACAAAGCCUGAGACCGAAUACCACAAUUACUACAAAUACUACGAAUACUCCCCUUCGUUUGAGUUGUAGCAGCUUUUCCGUGGCUUUUCGGCUUAAGCGGUCUGUUGGGUCAUUGUUCAGGAGUUUGUACGGUCCGAUCAGUGUUGACAUCUUAGAGUGGUAGCCUUUGUCUGCAGGUAGGAUCAUGAUGGAAUUGUCCUGUUUGAGACUUUUUGGCGCAUUUCGCAUUUCCGUUGUGAUACUAGGCUUGAGUGGUACGGCCUUUUGGAGUACGUUGUUCACGGUUCUUCGGACUGUGUCGGCUUGUUCCGCGUCGAGUGGUCUGAUGGCUGUUUCUACCUCUGCGAUUAUUUCUGUGGAGUCAGAGUCAGCGCCAACGCACUCUACGAUUGUUAUUCGAGUAUUGUCGAUUCAUUUAUUUUCAUUUGUUAAUGAAGUCGGCUUUCCUUUCCAGUAAAGGGCUAUUGUGUUUAUAUGAUAAACAAAAUAAUACAUGGUUGCUUAUAGAUAUGGAAUUUCUCUUCUCGUGUUCAACUCGAAGAGAAAUUCCAUAUCUACGCCCGCCCACGUAUUAUUCUCUAUUUAUUUUAUUGUAAUUGAGUAAAUUUUAACACUCGGUCCGAGUAAAAUUUGCUACGCCAUAUGAGGAAUGAUAAAUAGAGAAUUAUACACAGGCGCGCGUAGAUAUGAAAUUUCUCUUCGAGAAUUUAACUCGAUAGCUCACGAGUGAGCGCAGCGAACAGGUGAGAUGUCGCGUUUUUCCCCUUCUAGAAAAGUUUGAACCUCACUGUCUGUCAGCGAUAAGGAUUUUUCAUUGUUUUAACCGCCACAAUCCGAGAACGUUCCGACAAACUACCUUAUAUUGAGAAUCGUGAAGGCUUUGCCGAUCAUUCAUCAAAUUGACCGAGUGGCGCAAAAGGCGAGUGACGUGUCAGCAGCUGAUUAGCUAUAUCAACACACUUUUUCACGCGUGUUGUUACGACUUUUCUCAGGGCCGGAAAUCCCUGUAUAACACCGCAGUUUAUGUAAUAAAAUAUCUUUUACCUUUCAGAGGCACCACUUAUAAACAUCUCUUUAGGGGGAAAUUAUUACAUUGAAGGAUCCCCUGUCAUCAUAACCUGUGAAGCUUCUGGGAAACCACUGCCGGAUGUAGCAUGGAUUAGAAAUGGAGUACUGGAAAGUUCAGGGACGAAAGCUGCAAUUUUAAAGUUUGAUAAUAUAAACAGAACAGAUGCAGGAGAAUAUACAUGUCAAGCCAAUAACUCAGUGAAAGUCACUUCCAUUAACACAACAAUUGUAGUUCACUGU
This is a messenger RNA of Pocillopora meandrina, 6248 nucleotides long. NCBI's taxonomy places the organism in Eukaryota, Metazoa, Cnidaria, Anthozoa, Scleractinia, Pocilloporidae. The record is from the annotation of a GenBank genome assembly.